AUGGCAGUUAAUCGUGAUAAUGAGCCAGUGCUUCCUGACUGGGAUAAUGAGCUCGUGCUUCCUGAUUGUGAUAAUGAGCUAGUGCUCCCUGACCGUAAUAAUGAGCCGGUGCUCCCUAACCGUGAUAAUGAGCUAGUACUCCCUGACCGUGAUAAUGAGCUAAAUCUCCUUGACCAUUAUAAUGAGCCAGUGCUCCGUGACCGAUAUAAUGAGCCAGUGCUUCCUGACCAUGAUAAUGAGCUAGUGCUUCUUGACCGUGAUAAUGAGCUAAUUCUCCUUGGCCAUUAUAAUGAGCCAGUGCUUCCUGACCGUGAUAAUGAGCCAGUGCUCCCUGACCGUGAUAAUGAGCCAGUGCUCCCUGACCGUGAUAAUGAGCCAGUGCUCCCUGACCGUGAUAAUGAGCCAGUGCUCCCUGACCGUGAUAAUGAGCCAGUGCUCCUUGACCGGGAUAAUGAGCCAGUGCUCCCUGACCGUGAUAAUGAGCCAAUGCUCCCUGACCGUGAUAAUGCGCUAGAGCUCCCAGACCGUGAUAAUGAGCUAGUGCUCCCUGACCGUGAUAAUGAGCUAGUGCUCCCUGACCGUGAUAAUGAGCUAGUGCUCCCUGACCGUGAUAAUGAGCUAGUGCUCCCUGACCGUGAUAAUGCGCUAGAGCUCCCAGACCGUGAUAAUGAGCUAGUGCUCCCUGACCGUGAUAAUGAGCUAGUGCUCCCUGACCGUGAUAAUGAGCUAGUGCUCCCUGACCGUGAUAAUACGCUAGAGCUCCCAGACCGUGAUAAUGCGCUAGUGCUCCCUGACCGUGAUAAUGAGCUAGUGCUCCCUGACCGUGAUAAUGAGCUAGUGCUCCCUGACCGUGAUAAUGAGCUAGUGCUCCCUGACCGUGAUAAUGCGCUAGAGCUCCCAGACCGUGAUAAUGAGCUAAUGCUCCCUGACCGUGAUAAUGAGCUAGUGCUCCCUGACCGUGAUAAUGAGCUAGUGCUCCCUGACCGUGAUAAUACGCUAGAGCUCCCAGACCGUGAUAAUGCGCUAGUGCUCCCUGACCGUGAUAAUGAGCUAGUGCUCCCUGACCGUGAUAAUGAGCUAGUGCUCCCUGACCGUGAUAAUACGCUAGAGCUCCCAGACCGUGAUAAUGCGCUAGUGCUCCCUGACCGUGAUAAUGAGCUAGUGCUCCCUGACCGUGAUAAUGAGCUAGUGCUCCCUGACCGUGAUAAUGAGCUAGUGCUCCCUGACCGUGAUAAUGCGCUAGAGCUCCCAGACCGUGAUAAUGAGCUAAUGCUCCCUGACCGUGAUAAUGAGCUAGUGCUCCCUGACCGUGAUAAUGAGCUAGUGCUCCCUGACCGUGAUAAUACGCUAGAGCUCCCAGACCGUGAUAAUGCGCUAGUGCUCCCUGACCGUGAUAAUGAGCUAGUGCUCCCUGACCGUGAUAAUGAGCUAGUGCUCCCUGACCGUGAUAAUACGCUAGAGCUCCCAGACCGUGAUAAUGCGCUAGUGCUCCCUGACCGUGAUAAUGAGCUAGUGCUCCCUGACCGUGAUAAUGAGCUAGUGCUCCCUGACCGUGAUAAUGAGCUAGUGCUCCCUGAGCUUUACGAGGCUAAACAAAAACAAAUACAAGCGUGUAUUCAAAAGAAGUAA
This is a messenger RNA of Procambarus clarkii (red swamp crayfish), 1629 nucleotides long. RefSeq lists its product as uncharacterized. The record is from RefSeq and is a predicted model, not a curated record. NCBI's taxonomy places the organism in Eukaryota, Metazoa, Arthropoda, Malacostraca, Decapoda, Cambaridae.